Molecule: messenger RNA, 1069 nt
Organism: Exophiala oligosperma
Lineage: Eukaryota; Fungi; Ascomycota; Eurotiomycetes; Chaetothyriales; Herpotrichiellaceae
Exons: 2
Coding region: 119-886 (255 amino acids)
Source: RefSeq, a predicted model, not a curated record
ACUUUCCACGUUCCUUUCCUUCCUAUUCCAGUCACUCAUUUCAAGCAAACUUGACAGCCAAUGGUUACCCAUUCGUUCAUCGCUUCUCUUGCCACUCCUUCCAAGAGUCGUGGUCGGAAUGUUGGCACUCAUCCCUUUCUCGUGGUUGAGUGCCAUCUUGCUGUUGACCUUCCUAUCACAUACUCAAGCCGCCCGAAAGUAUGAUCGACGAAGUGACCUUCAAGAAGUCCCGCCAAUCAACCUUACCACUGCGGGCUGGAUUGUGCCACUUCAAGGAAGUGAGACUUGUGACGGUAUUGUCGGGAAAUCAGAAUGCACAGAUGCUCUCACUGCUCCUGCUGCGGACAAGCAUCUUCAAUAUCUGGCCAUCGCUCGAGGAUUUUACUUCUACAACUGUAGCGCUCCUGACACCUCUCCUGUUUUCGAAUAUCAAUCUACACAGUUGUACAAUGCUGCGCCCCUCCUGGCCCCAUCAAUGGUUGAAGAAACAUUCCAUGCGCUCAUUCCACAACUGUAUGACUACGACUAUGCGCAACUCGACAACUCUACACUUGAAUGCAUGGGGACAAUCGGGACAGACAAUAACACCGCCAUUGUCACUUUGUUUGACAUCGCCACUUUCGAGGCAAUACCGGUAGAUUCUGUGCUGGCUCCGAAUGACCCAAAGGAAAAUGGUCGGUGGGCACAUUCCAUCAGUCCUGGCAAGUCUUGGGAAGUCUAUCGUGUUGAAGUGGUUGGCGGAAGUCCACCUGUUUGCGGGCGGGAGGUUGCGAGCUACGAAAGAGAAUAUGCAGCAGAGUACUGGUUUUUCCAUUCCGAUGGAGAGGAUCUAUGGACCAACAUCACUCAAUCGAAUGUCGGUGCCAGCGCCAAAGCAUUCGUAUGAAUCUGAGGGGAUAUUGUGGCAUGUGAGAGUGAGAGAAUGAUGAAGGGAGAGGUGAUCAUACAGAAUGCAUUGAUGUCUAUGGAAGAUCGACGGCAUUUGGGAUGGAACAAGGUCGAUCUUGCGGGAAACGAUUAAAGAUACGGGAGAGCAAGAUGGUUUUUUCUUGACCUCAAAUGUAAAGGC